UUUUUGCCCUCAUAACGUAACGUGACAGGUAAUUUAGCAGCUACAGAAAUGGCAAGUUUAUCUGAUAUUGAUGUCCAUUCUCAUCCCUUCUCCAACAUUCCAACCAUAAAGUUCACCAAACUUUUCAUCAAUGGACAAUUCGUUGAUUCCAUUUCAGGAAAGACAUUUGAGACUGUGGACCCAAGAACAGAGGAAGUGAUCACCGAAAUAGCAGAGGGGACUGAAGAAGACGUUGAUCUCGCCGCGAAGGCGGCACGUGAGGCUUUCGAUUCUGGUCCAUGGCCACGCAUGACCGGCUCUGAGAGAGCGAAGAUAAUGAUGAGAUGGGCCGAUCUAAUUGAAGAGAACGUAGAGGAGAUAGCUGCGUUGGACACCAUUGAUGGGGGUAAGCUAUACACGACAUGUAAGGCGGUAGACAUUCCCCAUGUAGCUAGUCUUCUUCGUUACUAUGCGGGUGCUGCGGAUAAGAUUCAUGGAGAGGUGUUGAAAUCGUCAAGGAAUCUUCACGCUUAUACUUUAAUGGAACCUAUUGGUGUUGUUGGCCAUAUCAUCCCCUGGAAUUUCCCUACCCACAUGUUCUUCGCCAAAGUUAGCCCUGCCUUGGCUGCUGGCUGCACCAUGGUCCUUAAACCUGCUGAGCAAACUCCUCUCACUGCUCUCUUUUAUGCCCACCUUUCCAAGCUGGCUGGAAUCCCAGACGGGGUGCUCAAUGUGAUAACUGGGUUUGGCCGGACUGCAGGGGCUGCAAUAAGCUCUCACAUGAACAUUGAUGCGGUGAGUUUUACCGGUUCAACAGAAACUGGUCGUCAAGUAAUGCAGGCAGCAGCCAUGAGUAAUUUGAAGCCAGUUUCCCUGGAAUUGGGAGGCAAGUCGCCCCUCAUAAUUUUCAAUGAUGCUGAUGUUGACAAGGCUGUUGACCUGGCCCUCUUUGGCAUCCUUUGCAACAAGGGAGAGGUUUGUGUUGCAGGUUCCCGAGUUUUUGUUCAGGAAGGGAUCUACGAGGAAUUUGAGAAGAAGGUGGUGGAAAAGGCAAAAGCUUGGGUAGUGGGAGAUCCUUUUGAUCCUAAAGUUCAGCAAGGACCACAGGUUGACAAGAAGCAAUUUGAUAAAAUUCUUUCAUAUAUUGAGCAUGGAAAGAGAGAAGGAGCCACCUUGUUGUCUGGGGGUAAGCGAGUGGGCAAUAAGGGAUACUAUAUUGAACCUACAAUUUUCACCAAUGUCAAGGACGACAUGAUAAUAGCGCAGGAUGAAAUAUUUGGGCCUGUGAUGACACUCUUCAAGUUCGAGAACAUUGCCGAUGCAAUAAGGAGUGCCAACAACACCAGAUAUGGCCUAGCAGCUGGGAUUGUGACGAAGGACUUGGAUAUAGCAAACACAGUGUCAAGGCACAUUCGCGCAGGCAUUGUUUGGAUCAACUGCUAUUUUGCCUUUGAUAAUGACUUCCCUUAUGGAGGGUACAAGAUGAGCGGAUUUGGAAGGGAUUAUGGACUCCAUGCCCUUCAUAAGUAUCUUCAAGUCAAAUCUGUUGUAACUCCUAUUUACAAUUCUCCUUGGCUUUGAAUUUGUUCCCUCUCAGUGUGAUGAUCUACUGUAUAAGCAAUAAGUGAAUCUUCUUAGCUUUCUGUUCAAAA
This is a messenger RNA of Prosopis cineraria, 1631 nucleotides long. RefSeq names its product aldehyde dehydrogenase family 2 member C4-like. The record is from RefSeq and is a predicted model, not a curated record. The coding region runs from base 49 to 1560 and encodes 503 amino acids. NCBI's taxonomy places the organism in Eukaryota, Viridiplantae, Streptophyta, Magnoliopsida, Fabales, Fabaceae. The transcript has 9 exons. Gene Ontology annotation, molecular function: aldehyde dehydrogenase (NAD+) activity.